AAUGAAAAAUGGCGGCAAAAGACUUGAGAUUAAGAGACACCACUAGGGCAACUUCAGUUACAUUUCGCGUCCUCAAAUUUGCAUUUUUUUGGGGGGCUUAAACUCUCGAUUUUAUUUUCAUUUUCAUUUUCGAUUAUCUUUGCAAAUAUUUUUUUGUUUGAACGAAUAAUCUUCAGAAAAUGGAUUUUAACGUGGCGGAGGAAGAGGAAUUUGGAUUCUCAAGAAACUAUUUCUUAGCAAAAGAAAUGGGCAGUUCUGGGAAGAAAUCUGCUCGUAAACUCAGUGAUAUCAACGUCGUUGACGAACAGGAACUUAGAGAAGCUUCAGCUAAUAUUGAACCAAAGCAUCAAAACGACGUUGCAGAUUUAAUAAAUAGUUACAAAAGUUUAUACCCAAAAUGGGUUUUUGAUCUCAGAUGUGGUUUUGGUCUUCUAAUGUAUGGAUUUGGAUCAAAGAAAUCAUUGAUUGAAGAUUUUGCGUCAACCGCUUUGGCAGAGCAUUCUGUUGUUGUAAUUAAUGGUUACCUUCAAUCAAUCAAUAUAAAACAGGUUAUAAUAGCCUUGGCUGAGAUUCUAUGGGAACAAUUAAAAUUGAAACGGAAGGUUUCAUCCGGGAGUUUGCCUAAAGUUCAACAGCCGUUUAGUUCUCGAUCUAUGGAUGAUCUUUUGGUGUUUUUAGAUGGACCUGAGAUGGAUGAGAAGGAUAGUUUCAUAUGUGUUGUUGUUAACAAUAUCGAUGGACCUGGGUUAAGAGAUACCGAAACUCAACAAUAUCUUGCACGACUUGCUUCUUGUUCUUAUAUCCGUGUUGUUGCCUCUAUUGACCAUGUGAAUGCACCACUUUUGUGGGACAAGAAGAUGGUUCAUGCACAAUUUAACUGGUACUGGUAUCAUGUUCCUACGUUUGCACCGUACAAGGUCGAGGGGCUCUUUUUACCUUUGAUUCUCGCACACGGCAGUAGUAAACAGAGUGCCAAAACAGCUUUGAUCGUUUUACAGAGUUUAACCCCGAACGCUCAAAGUGUGUUCCGGAUCCUCGCCGAAUAUCAACUGUCUCAUCCCGAUGAUGAAGGAAUGGCAAUAGAUAAUCUGUACUCCAUCUCUCGAGAGCGGUUCCUCGUAAGCAGCCAGGUAACGCUAAACGCCCACUUGACUGAGUUCAAAGAUCAUGAGCUAGUUAAGACCAAAAGGCAUUCAGAUGGACAGGAUUGCUUGUACAUUCCUCUCACAAAGGAAGGCCUCGAAAAGUUAUUAUCAGAGAUAAGUUGACAUACAUGUUAUUUUUACUCACCAGCAACACGAACUACCCUGCAAGGAUGGCCUCCGUCCAGGUAAAAACAGGUCAUUUUCCGUAUAAUGGUGGUAGUUUAGUUCGAUUUUGCAUGACUGAAUCUAACAAAAAGACACUUGCAAUGCCUCUUUAGUUUGUUAUUAUGGUUAUGCAUUUAUGUGUUGCUUGAUACUACCAUUUACUCAUGUUGUGUUAUAUGCUUGUUGAAUGGUGGAAUUUAAUCCUUUAAAUUGACUAUAAUUAAACUUUUAUGAAUUUUGACAUAGUAUUGUAAUUGUUUUAUGGUUAAAUUCUGCUAUUAAUCUCUGUA
Gossypium raimondii (Peruvian cotton) is the source of this 1600-nucleotide messenger RNA. Its product is annotated as origin of replication complex subunit 2. The coding region runs from base 180 to 1268 and encodes 362 amino acids. Gene Ontology annotation, molecular function: DNA replication origin binding. Lineage: Eukaryota; Viridiplantae; Streptophyta; Magnoliopsida; Malvales; Malvaceae. The transcript is spliced from 6 exons. The record is from RefSeq and is a predicted model, not a curated record. Gene Ontology annotation, cellular component: nuclear origin of replication recognition complex; nucleus. Gene Ontology annotation, biological process: DNA replication.